Messenger RNA from Porites lobata, 909 nucleotides. Lineage: Eukaryota; Metazoa; Cnidaria; Anthozoa; Scleractinia; Poritidae. The record is from the annotation of a GenBank genome assembly.
AUGGGAUCACAAGAAGACCGGCGAAAACUCAAUAGCCUUCCUAAUGAAAUCUGGUCUUUGAUAGGAGAGGCAAACUUUGUUAUUCUGGCCUUGACGGACUGUACACUGAGCAGUAAACAUUACUCAGGAAGGUACUCAAUAGCUGAAUUUCAACCGCGGUAAAGGCUACAACUGAUUCACCAUUAUACCCGCCAUUCUAAACCACGAACAAACUUUCGGCUGCCAUUGACUUCCGUUCUCCGCAUUUCCUCUCAGUUUAUAAUAACGUAACCCCCCGGUGACGUUGCGUAUGCAAACUUUGCGUUUUUUCUGCUGUAUAUGUUAUGUCAAUAUAAUUAACUCGCUGACAAGAACUCUGAACUUCGCACAAUCUUAACCAUACCUCCUUCCGUCUCAGCUCUGCAGGCUCUUAUUAGCUCAGUCGGGUGCAACAAUAAUGAAAAUGAUUUAGGGCUCACGGACUCGACUCCGGAAUAAUUUCUCUUUCCUCGCUUGGGUUCAUUUUCAUAAAAGUGCUAUCUUUCAGAUGAAGUUUUGUGGAUAACAGCUACCAAAUUGGAAAAACGUUCCCGAACCCCUGGACACAUUUCAUUUCAGUAGUGGAAUGUAUCCCCUCGAAAAUUCUUUGUCUCGAACCUUCGACAUCUUAGCGAGAGAAUUUUGUCUGUCCAAACUCAGCUUGAGUGAUCGGGUCAGAAGUCGGACUUCACUUUUUAAAAUUACUUCAGAUGCAAACCACGCCGUUCCCAUCUCACUGAGUGUGAAGACAUCUUGUACUCUCUGUGGUCAGGUGUUGAUCGAGAUAUUCUAGUAAUCUUUUCCUCCUUUUCAUCUUUCCCGAUUAAUGUGUGCAAAUUUAAUUUACAAGCACUAUUUCAGAACAAACGGUCAAGUCGGUCAAGCAUUUGA